Messenger RNA from Schistocerca americana (American grasshopper), 2223 nucleotides. Its product is annotated as centrosomal protein of 76 kDa-like. The coding region runs from base 183 to 2219 and encodes 678 amino acids. The record is from RefSeq and is a predicted model, not a curated record. NCBI's taxonomy places the organism in Eukaryota, Metazoa, Arthropoda, Insecta, Orthoptera, Acrididae. The transcript is spliced from 10 exons.
GUUACAGUUUGUUUACAUCAGGUUUGCUGAACGGAGUAGUAAUGUUCAAAUGUUGGUUACAAACAGUAGCAAACAUGCAAUGAGUUAGAAUUUGGACACCACAGCUUUGAACGUUUAAUAGUGCAAUGCGUCGUACUGUGGAAACUGUAUGAACAGAAGUAGUGUUUAAUUAAGAGCGUAAUAUGGAGCUAAGCGAGGAAGACAUCAAUGUAGAAACGCUGAGAAAACAUAUUCAGUUACACCUGUAUGAAGCUGGCAUAAAAACUCAUGUUCGAGAACUUAUCAAUAAAUUAGGUGAGCAGAGUGUGGACUCAAACAGAGAAUUAGUUGCUCAAAAAAUUUUGAAUGCUUUACAAGGGAAAGGUAUUCUGGAUGAUGUCAUCAAAACAUUCAGUAGUAAGAAACCUGAAAAUUUUGCAGGUGGAUCAAGGAAGAAGGAAACCAGAGAACAUGAUGUUAACGGCACAUUCGUCCUGGGUGUGAAACAGUAUGCACUGCCAACAACAAAAUUUCAUGAAUCAUCAUCAAACAGGGAAGUCACAAGCAGCCCUGCAGACAAUCCAUCUGACAGACUGGGUCAGUUCAGAACACAGUUAGAAAUUGAAGUUAGAAGUGGAAAAGCAUUCAUUGACUUCUUGUUGGAAGAACAGCUGUCCUUAAAUAGCAGUGAUUCUUGGCUCAACAUUUUCUUUUAUUUCCGGGGUCAGAGACGUUGGGUUAAGCCCACAAUAUGUGCUUGUGAACCCCAGUUCAGUGGAAAUUUCACAUUUGAACUUAAUGUGCCACACAUAGGACAACUCUUGGCAAUUUCUGAUCCAAUCCAUAUGGUUCUUCUGAAGGUAUCAUCAUCUGGUGAGAGACGUCUUCUGUCUUCUCAUUUCAUGGAUUGGAGAGAGAUCCUUGUUUGUUCUCAGUCACAGAAAUGUUUCAUGGUGGAGUUUCUGGGAGUUGGAGCUGAAAAUACUAUACCAGUUGGAACAGUGGAAGUUAAAGCAUCACUGGUGCCUGCUUCAAGCCAGCCACUAUCACAGAAUGUAAUUACUGCCCAAAAGAAUUUGGAGAAGUCAGUGAGAACAGAAAGGUGCAAAAUAUUUUUGCUGUAUGCUAAAACAUGGUGGAAGGAUUAUUUAUCAGUUAGGUCAGAGCAUUCCACAAGAACUGUCAAAAUAUAUGCUCAAGAUGAAAAUUUGGAAACAAAGCCAGUAUUUACAUUCUUGAAGGCCAUAGAAGUGGGAAGACCAUUUUUGGAAACACCAAGACAAGCAGCAUGGUUUGUUUCACUGAUACCUUUAGAAAAUCCAGACGCAUCAAACACUUUACCCUUCAAUGGCCAUUGGAAUAAUCUUCAUACGUUUUUAUGCUGCAGGAAGGGUGGCCCUGCAGAUCAUGCUCUUCUCUUAUGCAGCCUACUGCUUGGGUUUGGCCUAAAUGCUUUUGUCUGUAUUGGCACAAAAGCUAAUGGCGGUCCAUGGGCAUGGGUUCUUACACAAGGAAACAAGAAAUAUGUCACAUUUUGGGAAAGUACGACUGGAACUCGCUAUAGACAUGAAAAUCCUUGUGGUGGCAAAGUACAACCCAAUAAAAAAGCUGAUCAUAACUACAAGACAAUUGGAAGUGUCUUCAACAACAGGCAAUUUUAUGCAUCAGUACAGGAAUCUGAUGCAGUAGAACAUUGUAACUUCAACUUUAAAAAUGAAUCUGAAUGGAAGAGCAUGUCAGAAGCAGCAAUAAAUUCUGUACUUGAAAAAGAACCACAUGUUCCUUUAGUUGGAGGAUAUCUAGAUGCAUUACAAAUAAGCAGGAACACACAAAAUGAACUGAAGAAAAAUAUAACAGAAAAGAGAAUGGAUUUUAAUCUACUGACACGCUGGGACCGAAAUCUGGAGCAAUAUUUGCUGCAGCUCUUAGCAUCAUAUGAAACAGCACGCCAGACUGGUACAGCUUUGGUUACAGAAGAUUUUGAAGAAAUUAUUGAUAGUAAUAUCCCAGAAGAUUUUACAUUUAGAGCACUGCCUUUGCAUGUUAGUGACAUUCCAGUGAGGCGAAUUUUUGGACAUUGCAUGAGGCAUCCUCUAAUACGGGAUAUAAUUCUCUGCAAGGAGCCAGAUGUGAAAUUAGCGUUAGGCGUCUCUGCAUAUGUUUAUCCAGAAAAUAUUCUUUCACUGUGGCUAAUAGUUGCCUGUAAAUACAGAAUAAUUAAAGAUAAAAAUUUGAUUUAGUUGA